UGAGGGAAAAAUCCCGUUGCGAAAUCAAGCACGUAUGUUGUCAUUUUCGCAACGACCCGUUGUUAUAUUUUUCAACAACGGCUGUUGGUGAAUUGUGCACGAACGUGCUCAAAUUGACACCGAGACGUGGUCAACUUUCGGUACCAACAACAGCCGUGCUUAAUUUGUCCAUUUGUAAUAUUGGUAAUUGCAGCCGAUUACACACGAGUAAAAAAUGACAACGGUGGUGCAUGAUUCACACACGGUCGUUGUCAAUAUGACACCGGUCGUGUAUGAAUUAUGCACCACCACCUGCAUAAUGAUGCACCACCGUUGUUACUUUGUACACCGACGUGCAUGAAUCGUACACGAUCGUUGCCAUUUUAGCAACUACCGUGUAUGAAUCAUGCACCACCGUUGUCAUUUUUUUUACUCGUGUGCAAUCGGCUGCAUAUUUACCAUUUUUUCCGUGUUAUUGAAAGAGAAAGGACGCAUUGUGCAAAAAAUUUAUUGAAAAUGAAUAAUAAUUCGCAAGAUCCUCAAAAUAUCAUUGGUGAGUUGUUAGAAAUCGAUGGCAAUAUUGUUGUGGUUCGCGAUACAAACCAUUGCAGCAGUCAAGAUGCGGAAAACAAUGAGGACGAUUAUAUGUUAAGGGAGUUCUUAAAAGGAAUAAAUAUGGAGUCGCUUUUUGAACAAUUAAAAGCAUCACAUGUAACAUUUCGCAGCUUGCAGUACUUGAAAAAAGAAGAUUUAAAGGAAGCAGUGCCACCAUUGGGACUGCGUGUUGAAUUCAGAGAAAAGCUCUUUGCUUGGAAAAAACGAAAGCUCGGGAUUGAUGACGAAACUAUGUCAGUUCCAUCUGAAAUAGGUGAAUGGUGGAAACGCAACGAGACACCUGCAAGUACUCCUGGUACUCCCGACACUACAGGUUCGAACUGCUCAAAAGCCAAAGGAAUUUUGUCAGAGGAUCUAACGGAAUUGUUAACACAUACCUCGAAGGGGAAACUAGCGCUUGAAUGUAGUAGCGUUAAUAAGAAAUUAAGUGACGAGCAAAGAGAUGAUAUAAUUAAUAUAAUUAUUGAAGAUAUUUUAACCAACAAUGUUACUCUUUACACUCAAGACUAUAUGCGCAUAUUGGAUGAAAUUUGUUCCGUUUUUCCUCUUGAAAACGAAAUGAGGGUAAGAUUAACAAUAUAAACAACGUAUCUGAUUAUGUAGUUUCUUAACUUAUAAUAUGUCUUUAUUUUUAGGAUUAUUAUUACAUUUCAAGAAAAGGAAAGAACAACGCAAGCGGAAAACUUUAUGCCAAGUAUAGAAACAAGAAGUCCAAAAGAAUAAAGCUUUUGAUUUCCGAGCCUAGCACAAGCAAAGCAGCAACUCACACAUCUCCUAAUUUUUGUAACAAAGAUGUUCCCGAAAUUGAUGAAUCAGUUGAAAAUUCAUUGAAAGCUUCCUUACUAAGAGAAUGUAAUGAUUGGGGAUCGAUCUGCGAAAAAUGGAAAAGAUCUUUUAACAUACGGCAAAGAGAUAUAAAAAAUUUAAGUAGCCAUACAUUUCUCCUUGAAUGGACGAAGUUGUCCGAUGCAAGAGCUUCAGAAUUGGUAAGUAGCCAUGAGCUAUUUAUUUGUAUAUGGAUACUAAUGUUUCGUUUUAGGUCAACAUUGAUUUCGAUAUUAUGUAUCCACAGAAAGGCAAUCUUCUACUUUCUAAAUGGGACCAAUUUAAGAAAAAAAUUUACAAUUAUUAUGGGAAAAAUAUUCAUAACGAACAUUGCAAACAACUCUUCGCAAAUGUUUUGACGGCAAGCAGCAUAGGUAAAUUUUAAUUCCUGAAGAUAACUUAGAACCAAAUGUUAUCAUUAAUACGCAUACCAUCGAAGAUUUGGCAAAAGAGGAAUAUUGUUACAAAAAAAGUAAGCCAGUUUUAAAUUACCAAAAUUGCAAAGUGUCUGAUGACAUUUUUUUUAAGGGAACUAGGUAUAAAAAAAACUAUUAUUUAGCAACAAAUAAUGCCGCAAUUGAACUUUUCAAAAUUAAACAUUUAAUAAUUGAAAAUGAAAAUGUUUACAUUUUAUGUAACCAAGUAAAAGUUAAAAACUUUGAUUACCAUUUACAAUCGUAUGAAGUUGGUUCUCUGAAUGAGGAUACAAUUUUUUUAAUACCAAUUUUAGAUUUUAUUACUUACCCAUUUCACUUAUAUCCUAUGAAUAAUGG
Messenger RNA from Musca domestica (house fly), 2192 nucleotides. RefSeq lists its product as uncharacterized. Lineage: Eukaryota; Metazoa; Arthropoda; Insecta; Diptera; Muscidae. The coding region runs from base 379 to 1176 and encodes 265 amino acids. The record is from RefSeq and is a predicted model, not a curated record. The transcript has 4 exons.